UACACUUUUCACAACUACUCACCACUGUGGUGAAUUGGGUUGACAGCCGGUUUUGGUGCGUGAACUGUGUGGCCAGAAGAAGUGAAAUCCGAAGAAAUGACUGCUUUUGAGGAAUUUGGCGUUUUGCCGGAAAUUGGACGCGCCGUGGAUGAAAUGGAGUGGACUCUCCCCACAGACGUCCAGGCAGAAGCGAUUCCCCUGAUCCUGGGCGGUGGAGACGUCCUGAUGGCCGCUGAAACUGGCAGUGGAAAGACCGGAGCCUUCUGUCUGCCAAUUCUGCAGAUUGUGUGGGAGACACUGAAAGAUAUCGAAGAGGGGAAGGGUAAAAAAGGCGCCACGGCAUCCGGAACCACAGCGAAGCCCUGGACAAUGUCCUUCUUCGAUCGUGGCAACGCCUUGGCAGUCUCUCCGGAUGGAUUUAAGUGCCAAUCGAGAGAAUUCAAGGAGUGGCACGGCUGUCGGUGCACGACUGGUGUUCAAGGUGCCGGAAAGUACUUCUUCGAGGCGACUGUGACGGAUGAGGGACUCUGCCGUGUGGGCUGGGCCACCCAGAAGGCCAAUCUCGAUCUGGGCACCUGCAAGUUUGGCUUUGGCUUCGGCGGUACGGGCAAGAAGUCAAACAACCGACAAUUUGAUGACUAUGGAGAGGCUUUUGGCAUCAACGAUGUGAUUGGAUGUCUUCUGGAUCUCCAGGCGCAUGAGGUGCGUUUCAUAAAGAAUGGAAAGGAUCUGGGAGUGGCGUUCAACGUGCCCGAUUUCUUGCGCACCGAGACUUUCUAUCCGGCUGUUGUGCUGAAGAAUGCCGAGAUGCUGUUCAACUUUGGCGAAGAGGCUUUCAAGCAUCCGCCAGCACAAGGAUUUGUGGGUCUGGUGAAUGUGGAGAAGAAGUGCGUGAAGAACAACCCUCUGGCUGCUCCCACGGCUGCUGCACUGGAGGAUGCCAAGCCCAAGCCGAAUGCUCCGCAGGCCAUAAUCAUUGAGCCAUCACGGGAAUUGGCUGAGCAAACUCUGACGCAGAUCACGAAGUUCAAGCGACACUUGAAGGAUCCCCUGAUCAGUGAGCUCCUGCUGAUCGGUGGGGUGAACGUGAGGGAUCAGAUGGCUGUCCUCGAGCGGGGCGUGGAUAUAAUAGUGGCGACGCCCGGACGUCUUGAGGAUCUCAUUGGCGGUGGCUAUUUGCUGCUGUCGCAUUGCAGAUUCUUCGUGCUGGACGAAGCCGAUGGACUGCUGCAGCAGGGCUAUGGCGACAUGAUCGAUCGGCUGCACAAGCAAAUACCCAAGAUCACAGCCGACGGCAGGCGGCUACAGAUGAUCGUGUGCAGCGCCACGCUGCACUCGUUCGAGGUGAAGAAGAUGGCUGAGCGCCUGAUGCACUUCCCCACCUGGGUGGAUCUCAAGGGCGAGGACGCGGUGCCGGAGACUGUGCAUCAUGUGGUGGUGAAGGUAGAUCCCCAGAGGGAUACCGCGUGGCACAGCAUGCGCCAGCGCAUCCAGACUGAUGCUGUGCACGCCCAGGACAACGUGAGGCCGGGAAACAGUACGGCGGAGACUCUCUCGGAGGCAGUGAAGAUCCUCAAGGGUGACUACUGCGUGAAGGCGAUUGAGGAGCACAACAUGGAUCGUGCCAUUAUUUUCUGUCGCACGAAGCUGGAUUGCGACAACCUGGAGAGGUACUUGAAGCUGGCGGGCGGCCAGAAGUACUCGUGCGUGUGUCUUCACGGCGACCGGAAGCCGCAGGAGAGGAAGGCCAACCUGGAGGCGUUCAAGGAGAAGCGAGUGAAGUUCCUCAUCUGCACUGAUGUCGCGGCCAGAGGCAUUGACGUCUCUGGGCUGCCCUUUAUGAUUAACAUCACGCUGCCGGACGAGAAGUCCAACUACGUGCAUCGUAUUGGGCGCGUUGGCAGGGCCGAGAGAAUGGGUCUGGCCAUAAGUCUGGUGGCGUCGGUGCCGGAGAAGGUGUGGUACCACGGCGAGUGGUGCAAAUCUCGCGGCAGAAAUUGCUGGAACACGAAUCUCACUGACCAGAGAGGCUGCUGCGUGUGGUACAACGAGAUGAACUACUUGGCGGAGAUCGAGGAUCACCUGAAUAUCACCAUUCCCCAGGUGGACAAGGACAUGAAGGUGCCUGUGAAUGAUUUCGACGGGAAAGUCGUGUACGGCGAGAAGCUGAAGAAUUCCGGCACGGGAUACAAGGAUCACGUGCAGCAGCUGAUUCCUGUGGUGCAGCAACUCUCGGAUCUCGAGUCACGCGCCCAGGUGCUCUUCCUCAAGCACCUCCCAGUGCGAUAA
Molecule: messenger RNA, 2289 nt
Organism: Phlebotomus argentipes
Lineage: Eukaryota; Metazoa; Arthropoda; Insecta; Diptera; Psychodidae
Gene: Ddx1
Product: ATP-dependent RNA helicase Ddx1
Exons: 2
Coding region: 97-2289 (730 amino acids)
Molecular function (GO): ATP binding; protein binding; nucleic acid binding
Source: RefSeq, a predicted model, not a curated record